Messenger RNA from Moneuplotes crassus, 468 nucleotides. The record is from the annotation of a GenBank genome assembly. Lineage: Eukaryota; Ciliophora; Spirotrichea; Euplotida; Euplotidae.
AUUUUGUUUGAAGAGGAAAGGAAAUGGUGCAGUGAGAUAUUUCAGGAAAAACUAUAUUUAAAAUAACAUAUAUUGCUUUGGCGGUUAUUAUUAUAUUUUUCGGAUUCUUUUCACUUAUAUCCUUAGGAGGAGGUCCUAUUGCGUAUAUGUUCAGAGUGUAUAGUUUGAUUUUUGGGCUCUUGUUAUUCUUGUCGGAAUUCAAACUGGAUUUCAUUAAAAAGUAUUUCUACUUUCUCAGGAACACUCUUGGCAAGGGAUGCUUCUGCCUGCUGAUGGCAACUACACUACUCAGCAGUGAGACUUGGGGACUAGGCCUUGCAAUCGCCUAUACAGUUUUUGGUAUCUGUUUCAUUAUCUUUUCCUUCUUUGAAAAGAAAGAUGAUGAUUCGAUCUACAAGGAAGCUCAAACUCAGGAGCCUACUAGGAGAAGUAUUUUCUAGCUCAUAAUUGCUAAAUUUCAACCUUGAC